Patiria miniata (bat star) is the source of this 8349-nucleotide messenger RNA. Its product is annotated as spatacsin-like. Gene Ontology annotation, cellular component: dendrite; synapse; axon. Lineage: Eukaryota; Metazoa; Echinodermata; Asteroidea; Valvatida; Asterinidae. The coding region runs from base 13 to 7941 and encodes 2642 amino acids. The transcript is spliced from 44 exons. The record is from RefSeq and is a predicted model, not a curated record. Gene Ontology annotation, biological process: synaptic vesicle transport; chemical synaptic transmission; axo-dendritic transport.
UGUUUCGCUUACAUGAAGAUGGCAGUGUCCACACCGAGUUUUAGUGUUUCGUUACAAAAAGUUACAAAUUCAAUUAAACCCGAACAAAUUAUUAACUUCCACUAUGUGUCAUCCGAACGAGUUUUUGUCGUACAUCGUAAAAAUGGUGAUGUUGUUGUUAUAAAUGUCGGAGAUGAUCUGGAAAAUAGCACUAUUAUUGCUCAAGACGUGCUGCAAUUUCGGUUACUCUCAGGCAGAAGGACCAGAGAUUCCACCUACACAUUGGUGUCAUUCCUUGCUCUCCAGCAUGGUCCUGUUGUCAGCGUAUACAAUGUUUCCUUGGAAACGGGAUCACAGUCAGUCGUUUCGUCGCGUGUGGCAAUGUGUACCACAGAACAGCUGGGAAAGAUAUUACACAAACACUCAAAAUCAGAUCUACCUGAUGUGUCACACAUCCAUCUUCUUGCAUUUGAGUCAUCGUCCUCAUCAUCGCCAUCAUUGUCAACGGCAACCAUCCUCUGUGGCAGCAUCCUCUUGGAGUUAUCUCUGUGGGAGGACAAAGAGCCAGAAGCCAAAGAGUGCUCGGCUUUGGUCUGGGACCCUAAAGUGGGCAGCAUAGUCCAAUGCAAGAUGCUGCACGGGUUGGUGUUCCUACUGCACCAGUCUGGCAAUAUCACCGUGCAUUCACUGAGCAGAAAGAUGGCGGUAGCCAGCAUCCACUUCCACAAGUUUCUCCAUCACCUGUACCCGAAUGCCAGCAUGGAAGUACUCAAACCUCUCCACCCUGAAUGCCUAGACGUCAGCCCCGACCUGCGGCAUCUCAUACUCACCCAGCGACAGGCCAAGUUCAACAUCUACAAAAUCAGCCUGAAUGAGUACUUUGCAGUCUACCCCUACCAUGUCAAAGUUCAGAGGUCGGGUAGGUCAUUGUCUCAAGGAGCGGGGAGCCGGAGGGAUGGCGACGAAGAUGAGAUUGCUUUCAUGCACGGUGGGGUUAAAGUUCAAAGGGAAGGGGAAGGCGGUAAUCAAAGCUGGUUGAAUGUCCUUGCAUCGGCAUCGAGGCUGUUAUCAAGGAGUGGUAAGACUCCACCUCAUCAGGCUGAUUUCUCUCAGUUGUCACCUGAUUCAGUAUCGGGAGCCACAGCUAACUGGUUUGAGCGUGUUGGCCUGACUGAACUGAUGUCUUCCAAAUCAGGAACUGUUCAUCGGGAGCCCGGCGACUCAGGGAAUAAACAGGAGAAGAUCUCUGGUUUUGGCAAGCCGAGACAUAGGCAUGAAUCUGUGGGCUCCUACCGACCGAAACUCGUCAUCAAGAAGCGUGAGGAUGAAGCCGACUUAGCCUUAAGUCCCUCCGCUGCCAUUAGAGCCACGAAAGCCUUCCGGGACCUGGAGGUAGCCGGCAUGUUUGUGACCAGGACCUCAGCUGUGAUAUGGUACCGGGGCAAUGCCAAGCUGGAGGUGAACAGGGGGCGGUAUGGCGGGGUGUGUCUGGUGGACCUCAGAACAAAUGACAUGGAUUACUUCAGCUUUGCAGAGCCUGUUGUCGUCAGCUUUUCCCCUAACUCCAGCCACCCACAUCUCCUCCUGUCUAAUGGUAGUAUUGAAGCCCUAGCCUAUGGAGUGGAUCAAGAGACACUUGUCAAUAAGCUGAUGAUUUACAGCAGUGCCAGUCUGGCUGAGACGGUGUGUCAUUUGAACCACUGGGAUCAUUACUCCAUUCCCAUACAUGCCCUGGAGAUCGGCCUUAAGCAACGGCAGUUAGAUACAGUAGCCUUCUUCCUCAAGAGCAGAGAGAAUGUUUUCAGGUACUGUCCAUCGCCCAGCUCACCAGCUCGAAUGGGCAGUCCCCGCACCCCGUCCCCUCCCACGGCUGACCAGACCCAGCUCUGGCCGGCCCUGGACCUCCUGAUGGCCUCCAUCAGGGCCCACGCCCGUGAGCACCAGUCCCGUCAGUACGCCCUGCAGCUCUUGAACCUGACGCUGGCCUACGUCAACCGGCUGGUGCAGAAUGCCAGCGAGACGGCCGCGUUGCUGCGAAGCCGGGGGGAGGAUGAGCUGGGCAUCAUGGAGGGACUGAACCUGACAGAGGAGGUGCUGGAGGGAGCCCUCCAGAGGCUUCAGGGUUACGUCCGGGACAUGUGGGUGUACCUGAAAGGAUGCCCCAAGUGGAUCGGCGCGAAACAGGAGAAGGAAGUCCCAGUGAAUAAAGAUGAGGUUGACUCUGGGCCGAGAGAUUUAUUUCUACUGGAGGGACAAAUAGCUGAGAAACAAAUCAAGAAGUGGCGAAAAAUGCAACAAGAGGAAGUGAUCAAAGAUGCCAUCUUGAAACGCUGUCUGCCACUGGCGCAGGCAUACCUGUGUAGUUGCCAUGGAGGGUCAGGGGUCAAAGUUCAGAUGUCGGAUUUGAUUGAGCAGGGGCUUCAUCUUAUGCUAAAUUCUUUGCUCAAUGCUGACCUCAAAACGGCGACCAAGAUGCUGCAACACAUGGGUUAUGAUGUGAAUGCGCAAUUGAAGAAGAUGUGUCUGUACACGGCAAAUCACAACCUCAGAAACUUCUUGAUUGACCACCUCAGCCAAUCAGGGCAGUUUACACCAGAGGAGGAGGGCAUGAUUACCUUCAUCCACCAAUUGGAACACUUGUACACCUGCCAGUCAUUUGAGAGGGCAAAAGCACUGGCCCUGGAAAGUGGGAAAAGAACUUGGGCUGGCAUAGUCCCGCCAAAACAGUCCCUGAACUUUUGGGCCCAGAACUUCAUGGAAACCAGACUGCAGCGGGGAGAGCUCGUCAACUGUGAACCGCCCAACUGUGAGAACUUCCACUAUGCUCACAUUGUACUGGAGUGGGUUCGAACCUGGGACCAAGAGUUGAGAGAGCGAGUCUUGCUUGACGUGCUUCUGAACUCUAAAGAUACCUCAUUUCGGCCACACAUCAAUCCUAAAUCCACCUGGCGUUACCUGACUGCCCAUGCUGACAGCAAGCACCUAGUUGAUUGGAUCACAGCAAGCCUGCCCCGAGCAGGCAGCCGUACCACUAAGCCUGAGCAUCUCAGCCCAGUCCUGGCCCAACCACUGUUUGCAGACGGGGCUGAUGACUUGGAGGGGCGCCCAGGCUAUGUGAGAGAAAAGAUCCUGGAUGAACUUGCAAGUCGAGGAAUCUUCUCAUCCACUGAACUCUCCAAAUUUGACUUCCUCUUGACGCGACUCGGUCGUACCUUACAGCUAUAUGCUGACCCAUCAUCACUGCACGGAGAUGGAGACAUGAGGGAGAGAUUCAACCAGUGGUUCAUUGAAAUGUGUCUCAAAGAGGAACUGCCCAACGUCUUGUACCUCUACUUUGACUUCUACGGGUUGUAUUUGUCUGAGAAUGAGGUGAUAUCAAUGCAACCACCAUUGAGUGACUGUAGCUGGCUAGAGAUGCUGCUUCACUUCCGAUGGGUGGGAAGACAAACCACAGAUCCUUCACUGAUGUUCCAAGCCAGCCUCUCCAACUCCCAACUGUUGCUAGGCAACAGCCAGCCAACCGUCUCACAGCUUGUAGCCAGUUAUCCCCUAGUUGCCCUGGCAACCCUCAUCUUUGCUCCAGGAACUUUCUCAGAGGCUAUGACGCCAGCGACUACGGUCGAGGAGAGACUGUGGAAGGUAGAUGCUGAGGUGCUAGAGACAGCCCUGAAGGCUUACCCUAAGCUACAGACAGCAGUCUUCCCUCCCAUUGAUGUAGAUGGAGUUAGUCAGCAGGACAUUACCGUCUACCAGCUGCUGCAAGGCAACUGUCCCUACGAUCCAGCCAGGCUGUUCAAAUGGCAGACUACUAACCCUAUGGUGAACAAACGAGAUCGUACCGAGAUGCCCCACUUCUCCCAGCAGUAUCUCACAGGUCGUUACGCCUACUCCGAGACCUUCCGCUUCACCUACUACCUGUACCAAGGCAGACCCUCCUUUGCCUACCUAGCAUUCCUGGCCAGCCAGCUACAGGGAGGAGGAACGCCAACGAAGAAAAAGCUCCUAGCCGCACACCUGAAGGCCUACUGCACGGCCAUCAAGCAUUUCUCCAAUCGUACCGUCGCUGCGGCCUGUGUUGCAUUCGUGGAGAUGCUGGGCCAGGAUAGCUUGUCAAUACGUAUUGACCUCCAGGCUGCCCUGACCAUACUGGAGCACACGGAAUCCAGAGGGGGAGGCGGGGCCAAGACCAGGAAGGACAAGGAGCAACUGGAACAAAAUCUGGUGAAGAGGCUGCUUGCAUGUCUUCAAGGCUCAAAGAGCAAUGCUGAAGAAGUCCUGAGAUUGUUGGAGGUUGCCAUCACAAGCAAGCUCAAUCUCAUCAAAGUAGACUUAUCCUCAUGGGAAGCAUCAGAGGAGUGGUCCUUGGCUAUUCACUUCUGUCGACGUCAUAAACUGCCCCUCAGUGCUGUCUACCCCGCGCAGUGCGCAUCAGACAACCAGUGGUUACACUUCACCUGUUUUGUGCAGGGGCACCAGUAUCCAAAGCAACAGGUACUUGAUUUGCUGCCAAGGUUUAGGAGUACCACCAUCAGGGAGCAUCUUCAGGACGCCUUCCGCAAUCUCCACCGGGGGCCGGCCAUCCUCAGGGAUGACCAGCCGAGCUCGGUCAGUCGGCCAGUCACACAGUCUGGCCAACGCAGCCGAGACAUCAAGGCACAUUACUACCAGAGAGUGGGGUUUCUACGACGACAAAACACGGACAUGAGCUCUGAAGAUGACACUACAUGCGGCAGUGAGGAUGCUAUGUCUCCAGAUGAAGGCGUCCCACAAAUUGUUGUACCGGAAGAACUCGACAUCAACCGAGUUCCCAAGGACCUGUUUGGUGUCUUGUUUGACUGUAACACCACGCCGAUCCCUUGGAAGUCACUGUUAGCGCACGCUGUAGCACUCAGGGAACCAAUACUUGCUGUCAUCGCUGCCUGCUACAAGGAUUGUGUGACAUUAGACUGUCUCUGUACAUGGCUCUUGACCUCACUUGAUGACCCGACCUCAGUGGAAAAGGUCACUGAGUCCAUGGCAUCUGUUCAGUGGCAUAGUUGGACUCUGGAUGAGCUGGCGACCAUCGUUGAGGUUGCCAUGACAACUGGUCUGGUGACACUCCUCGCCAAGGGCUUCUACAUUUUUGAUAAGGACUGUGCCAUGAAUCCGUUCCUGAAUUUCUGUGAAGCGAUGCUGGUCAAAUGCGACACGUCUCAGGCAAAAACGUGCCUUCAAGAUUUCCACACGGCCAUCUUGAAGUGUCGGAGAAAAGGCAUUGUGGGAUCAGGGACCCACAGCCCGAGGCCCGUCCCCGCUUUCAAGAUUGGCGAUCUGCGUUGGUAUGAGGACACAGCCAGCUCUGUAGUCUACUCUAUGGUGGCUGGCUGCUCAAGCUACUGGGAUACGUUCUGUCUGCUUGAGGUCUUGGCUCACGCUAACUUCUCCAGGAUUGUGUCUAGACAAGUGCCGGAUUACAACAAGCUAUACAAGAUGACACAAGCCCUGACAGACACCCCCAUACACGCCAACAUAACCUGCCUGCUGGAAGGCACAGAGUACAUGGAUGAAUGCCACAGGGUGCUGGAGAGCCUGAAGGAGGCCAAGCUGCUUCAGAAAGCCAAGGAAUUUGCCAGUGUCGCCGGUCUGCCUGUAGAUCAAGUCAUUGUAGAACAGCUGCUUUGCAAACUUGCCAGACUCCAGAAAUCCAAAGUGUGGUUCACAGAGGCCGGGCGGAUGAUCUUCUGGAAAUCUUGCCACAAUUCCUUCAAAGCCAACAGCGUGUCCGGCAGGGCUGUGUCAAAGUUCUUCAAGAGCCAAGUCAAAGAGCAGAGAGACUUGCAGGCCAGAGAGAAGGCUAGCCUGCUGAGUCUGGCCCACAGGUGGCUGGUGAAGGAGACUACCACGUCCCCUGAGCAUAAGGCUAUCGUAGAGGGCUUACAACAGGAAGCCUGGAGGUGGAGACUAACAGCUGAAGUUGAGAAGAUGGAUGCUACACCUGUCCCACCUUCACUGCUAGAGGGCGCUUUCAACGCAGACCGCACCGAGUGGUUUGACGAGAUGGACUUCAAGCGUCGCUUGUCAGAGGAGCUGCUGUACAUUGCCAAUGUGGAAGUAGACGCAUACGUUCCUCCGAUCCUGAAAGACGAAAAGGAGGUGCGUGCCUUAAAUCUGAUCCUCGGCCAGCUCCUGGACAAGUGCUGCAUCCGGCAGGCCCAUCGCCUGGCCAAGCAGUUCAACCAUCCCCAUCAAGACUUGGCCAUCAUACUGACCAGCAUCCAGCUGGCCUCGGCGCCAAUGGGGCCAUCGGAGCUAGAACCGGAGAUGAGGCGGUUGGUGGUGGCAGCAGCGGGAUCAGGUCUGGGGGCUGGAGGGAUUGGUGGUGGGGUUGGAAGAGGAAGAACCAGGAAGACGAGUGAAGCUUGGAGGGGAAUGAUGUCCAAGGGCAUGCUGACAAGAUCUGCAAGUACCGUGAGUGUCAGCAGCUUAGCUAGCCUGGACCCGACUGAAGACCCAGAGGAAUUGGACGAGAUCCUUACAACUAUUGAAGCCCUGUGUGGUAACUGCUCAUCCCAGGCUAGGCAGUGCUGUGACAGGAUCAUCAAUGCAUACAGGAUAGCUCAGGUCCUGAGUAGCUCCUACAGAUCUGUGGUUGUCCAAGCACCGUUCGAUAGCCUGAGAUCCAUACUACGGUGCCGUCACCCACAGCGUUUUGCAUUAGCCAAGACUUUCAUUCUUGCCAACGAAAUGACUGAUGCCCAGGUUGCAGGCUUUCUAUGCGAGGCAGUGAUCACCAGCCUGAAGACCCGCCAGCCCCAACCGCGAAGGAGAGAAGGUGGUUUGUCCUCCCGUCUCUCCUCCGCCUCUCUGUCCUCCUACAUGGGUCAGGAGCUUGGGGAUAGAGAGGAGUUCAGCCAGGUCAUCCAGCUGUGUCGCAACCCGGCCAUCCUGGGCAACAGACUGCUACAAGAGGCUACCUCAUUGGUCAGCUCAGACAUUGCCAACACCAAAUCAGUGUACACCAUGGAGGUGGAGCUAAUCAUCAGAGCCCAUGACUGCCACACCGUGUGCUGUAACAUGGAAGGUAUAUCCAACGUGCUCAGAAAGUGUCGCGAGUGCAGCAACGCCCUGGCGUUUGCUGAGGAGUACGGACUUCUGGUGCGUUUACUGACCGGUGUAGGCAGGUACUGUGAGAUGUCCUACAUCUUGGAUGUCCUCAGAUCUAACCAGCAGAUUGAGUUGCUCUUGAAGAGAGGAGGCAAGGACGAUAAUCUGAAGGUUGCCUUGUUGGACUACCUGAAGCGUUGCGACCCUCCUGACACUGAGGCCUAUAACUUUGUGGCAGUCAAGUUUGAGAUGAAUCGUGAGAUUGCUGAGCUGUUGGAGAGAGACGCGCACGAGCAGCUGAAGGGCAUGAGCAAGAAAACGAUGGAUGCAAACAUUGAGCUGCAGAAUAGUCUCCAAGUCAUCUUGCAGGACUUCACAAAGGCUGCACAGAGCUAUGCCAAGGACAACUGCCUACGCCACGCUGAGCAGUGCAUCAAGCAAGCGCGUCUUGUAGCAUUGCAGCUCCACCUUCUGCCAACCAAGACUCAGGUCAUGAACCUAGACUCCAAAGCCCUGGGAACGUUCAUGAUGAAACAUCAAAGAUUUCACGAGGCCCUGAUUGUUUCCGAUGCUUAUGGGUCACACACCCAUUGGCCGGAUGCCAUCUAUCACAAUGUGGUCAUACAGGGCGACUUCAAGUACCUGGAGGACUACAGUAAAUGCAUACCACUCAAUGACGCGCUGUUCAGGGAUGUUGCCAACAAGUAUCGCCAAGGCGGCAGCAGAACGUACCAACCAACCUCCAACAUGAAGAAACUGCUGGGUUACUGUGACGACGUGCUCACAGCUUACAAGAUUGCUACCGAGUUGAGCUUCCAAGACAUUGCCUUGAGCUUGCUGGAGAGUGACGCCGGGGCCUACCUGAAAGAUGUUGCUUGAGGCAUAAAGCUGCUGAGCGAAAAUUAACAUUGCUCAGUACAUUUUAAAGCAGUAUAAAUCACAUGGCUUUUGCAGGAAACAAAGGGUCAAAGAUGUUGCCUUGCGCCUAUGGACUCUCUGCAAAAGUAUCCCCUAAAUUGGUUACAAAGUCAGAGUUGAGUGGGACUCCAACACGUCACCGCUGUGCUGCCGGCAUCACACGCAGACAGCGUCACAGGCAGACAGUAUGGGCUUGUGUACAUUCAGAAUAACAUUUAUUGUGCGUACACCAGUGUGUUCACACACGAGAUGUGUCUUCCCCAUAGAGCUCUCCAAAGUGGCUAUAGACCUUUAUCAUGCUGCCACCAUUUCAGUCAUGUUCCCUGUAUCCAAUGACAGUACUGAAUGACAAUGUUUUUUGUGCAAAAA